Molecule: messenger RNA, 8330 nt
Organism: Ricinus communis (castor bean)
Lineage: Eukaryota; Viridiplantae; Streptophyta; Magnoliopsida; Malpighiales; Euphorbiaceae
Product: mediator of RNA polymerase II transcription subunit 12
Exons: 13
Coding region: 812-7606 (2264 amino acids)
Biological process (GO): regulation of transcription by RNA polymerase II
Cellular component (GO): mediator complex
Molecular function (GO): transcription coregulator activity
Source: RefSeq, a predicted model, not a curated record
GAAAGAAAACAAAACCCAUAAACGUACCCACACACAACAGGCCACCAUGACCAAUGUGAUCCAUUUCCUCCUUUUUGGCACAACCUUUUUGGUUUUUAAUAUAGAAAAAUCCAUAAACUUCCAAAGAAAUGGUCACUUUAUAAAUCCUCAGAAUUGCAAAAUUGUAUGUUCAUUUUUCACUUCAACUGUUUGAAAAGUCAAGCUUUAAUUUCCACUGUUUUGUAUGAAUAAAAAAAUAAACCCAACUUCAUCAUCUCUAUACAAAUAAAUAAAAAACAAAACCCUAUCUCUAAAAAAGGAAAAAUAAAAAUCACCCACAUGAGUAAAACCACAUUACAUUACAGUAUAAUAAACUCGCCAUUAAUUUGAAGCAUCCACCUGGUUUUACCAUUUUGACCUUCAGAAACCCAAUCCACAAAGGCAAUCCCAGAAGUUUUGAAGGGUAAAACUUGAAGAAAAGACGUAAAAAUCUUAAUUAUGUUUGUGAUUAGUGAUAGUUAAUUAUUCUAACACAGAAGAAGUAACCAGGGCAUCAUCGUCGUCAUCAUCAUCAAAGCUUAAAGAGUCAAAGCCCUCAAAGCCCCGAGACCCUCCUUCUUUCCACUUUCUCUCUUUAAAUUUAUACAUAUUUAGAAAAGAAAAGUAAAUUGAAAUUGAAAAGAUCCAUGUCUAUUUAUUUCUCUCUCUAUAGAGAUUUUUAUUUUUUAUUUAUUUUUUAGCUCUUCGAAUCCUAAAUUCCUUUUUAAGUUUAGCUUGUAUAGCUUUUUGUGGGUGGAUGUUGGGAGCAGUAUGCCGGUGAUAGUUUGGAGAAAUGCAAAGGUAUCAUGCUGCCAGCUGCACUGGUGCAGUUAACAAUAACGUUAUUGUUGGAGCAUCAGUUAGGGAUACUGUUCGGGCUGAUCCAUCUUCAUUGGCAGCUAACUUUCCUAUUAAUUCUAGGAGGCCUCCCCCACUUACCCCAUACAAGUUGAAGUGUGAUAAAGAGCCCCUGAAUUCCAGACUUGGACCCCCUGACUUUCAUCCCCAGACUCCAAAUUGCCCUGAGGAGACUCUCACCAGAGAGUAUGUGCAGUCUGGAUACAGGGAGACGGUUGAAGGCCUUGAGGAAGCUAGAGAAAUCUCACUGUCUCAAGUUCAAGCCUUUAGUAGUAAGCCUGUUGUCUUGAAAUGCAGAGAGGCAAUCAGAAAAUGUCUAAGGGCCAUAAAUGAGUCUCGUGCUCAGAAGCGUAAGGCUGGUCAAGUAUAUGGCGUGCCACUUUCUGGGUCAUUGUUAGCUAAGCCUGGAGUCUUUCCUGAGCAAAAGCCAUGUGGUGAAGACUUCAAGAAGAAAUGGAUUGAGGGUUUAUCACAACCACAUAAGCGAUUGCGUUCUUUGGCCGAUCAUGUGCCUCAUGGGUAUAGGAAGAAAUCUCUUUUUGAAGUUCUUAUCAGGAAUAAUGUUCCAUUGCUAAGAGCAACUUGGUUCAUCAAAGUAACUUAUCUUAAUCAGGUCCGUCCUAGUUCUGCUAGUAUUUCUUCCGGUACACCUGAUAAAACUCAAUUGUCACGGACAGAGCUCUGGACAAAAGAUGUUAUUGAGUACUUGCAGAUACUCCUUGAUGAAUUUUUCUCUAGGAAUAAUUCUCAUUCUGCUCUACACACUAGAGAUAGAUCACCUCAAAUGCUUUAUGCUGGGUCAGUACAGUACAGGAGUGAUCCAGCAACAUUCUCUAUUGAUGGUGAGGAGCCGUCUCUACACUUUAAGUGGUGGUAUGUUGUACGACUCUUACACUGGCACCAUUCUGAGGGGCUUCUGCUUCCUUCUAUAAUCAUUGAUUGGGUUCUUAGUCAACUACAGGAAAAGGACCUGCUUGAGAUUUUGCAGUUGCUGUUACCGAUCAUAUAUGGCGUACUGGAUAGUGUUGUUCUCUCGCAAACAUAUGUUCGCACUCUUGCGGGAAUAGCAGUUCAUUAUAUUCGCGAACCUUCUCCAGGUGGAUCAGAUCUGGUAGAUAAUUCUCGUAGGGCAUAUACAACUUCUGCUCUAAUUGAGAUGCUGCGGUACUUGAUAUUGGCUGUACCGGAUACAUUUGUUGCAGUGGACUGCUUUCCUUUACCACCAAGUGUAAUGUCUUAUGCAGUAAAUGAUGGGGUUUUUGUAUCAAGGGCGUCUGAGGAGGCAAGAAAGACAAAAGAUAAUUCAGCUGGAGUUGUUGGUGUUUUCAGAAGUAAAGGGCUUGAUGCUCAGUAUCAAUCUUUUUCUUUUAAUCAGGUUGUUUUAUCCAUUCAGAAACGAGAAGAUAAUCUUGCGAAAGCUGCUUGUCCUGGCUAUUUGGUUCACAGUGCAGCAAAAGCUGUACAGGCAUUGGAUAAAGCUCUUAUACUGGGAGACAUAAAAGAGGCUUAUAAUUUUCUUUUUGAAAAUUUUUGUGAUGGAGCUGUUGAUGGAGGUUGGAUCGAAGAAGUUAGUCCUUGUCUAAGAUCAUCAUUGAAGUGGAUGGGUUCUGUGGACCUGUCAUUUGUUUGUUCGGUAUUUUUCCUUUGUGAGUGGGCAACGUGUGAUUAUCGGGAUUUCCGGACUGCCCCGCCCCAUGAUCUCAAGUUCACAGGCAGAAAAGAUUUUUCUCAGGUUUAUAUUGCAACUCGACUUUUAAAGCUAAAGUUCAGAGAUUUGCAAAGUAAACCUCGUAGGAAGAAUGAGAAGUCCCUUGGAAUCAAUAGCCUUGCCAAAGGUUUGAGUCAACAUAAUUAUGUUGGCAGGGCUCAUGUGAGAAGUGGGUACGAAACUAUAGGUAACUCAAAAAUUGUGAAUGCAAAAAGUACUAAUUCCUCAGAUAUAUUUGAGAGCCCAGGGCCUUUACAUGACAUCAUAGUAUGUUGGAUUGAUCAACAUGAAGUUCAAAAGAGAGAAGGUUUGAAGCGUCUACAGCUUCUUAUAGUGGAACUCAUACGAUCUGGAAUUUUCUAUCCCCAGUCAUAUGUCAGGCAGCUGAUAAUUAGUGGAAUAAUGGAUGCAAAUGUGCCUGCAGUCGAACUUGACAGACGAAAGAGACACUAUCAAAUUCUUAAACAGCUGCCUGGGCUCUUCAUCCAUGAUAUUUUAGAAGAAGCAAGGAUUGCGGAAGGACCUGAACUUUUGGAGGCCAUGCUUAUAUACUCAAAUGAACGCCGCCUUCUCUUAUGUGGCAUCCUUUCUGAACAAUGUCAAGAUUCAGUCAAAUCAAAUAUAUCAGUGCAGAAGCAAAAGCAUCAUACAACCUCUAUAAAAGAUAGUGCUUCUUCAGCUUCCUUUGAUCAGUGGAGAACUAUCCAGUCCCAGUCCAAUCUAUUGACUAAAAAGAUCAAGAGAAAUGCGGACAUUAAGGAACUGAAGUCUUCCAUUUCACUGCUUUUGCAGUUACCUAACUUGUCUUCAUCUUCAGAUACAGGAUUGGAAGAAUCUCAAUCGAGUGUUAAGAGGGCUGCUGAGUCAAUAUCCAACAAAAUGGAUUUGUUUGAAGGCACACCUGGAUGUGAGGAUUGUAGAAGAGCAAAGAGACAAAAGUUGAGUGAAGAAAGGAGCUCAUGCCUUCAAGGCCAUUCUCCGAUAUCAGAUGAUGAUGAUUCUUGGUGGAUGCGGAAGGGGACCAAAUCCUUAGAUUCUUCCAAAGUUGAUGUACCACUGAAAUCAUCCAAACAGGUUUCUAAGGGUAGGCAAAAGGUUGUGCGUAAAACUCAAAGUCUGGCUCAGCUAGCAGCUGCUAGAAUUGAGGGUAGUCAGGGAGCUUCUACAAGUCAUGUGUGCGACAACAAGGUUAGCUGCCCUCACCAUAAAUCUGGAAUGGAAGGAGAAAAGUCAGUAGAUGGGAUCAAAACAUUACAUGGUGGAGAUAUUGUUUCAAUUGGAAAAGCAUUAAAACAGUUGCGUUUUGUAGAGAAGAGAUCCAUUACUGUUUGGUUGGUAACUGCUGUUAAGCAGCUUGUUGAGGAGGCUGAAAGGACUGCCAUCAAGUCCAGCCAGUUCAGUAGAUCUUUUGUUCCUGCUGAUGAUAGAAGCUCCAUACGGUGGAAGCUUGGUGAGGAUGAGCUCUCUGCUGUAUUGUAUGUGAUGGAUGUUUGUAAUGAUUUAGUUUCUGCAGCCAAAUUACUGCUUUGGUUGUUGCCAAAGGUUGUCAGCAAUCACAAUUCUACAAUCCACAGUGGGAGGAACACUAUGAUGCUGCCAAGAAAUGUGGAAAACCAUGCAUGUGAAGUGGGAGAGGCAUUUUUAUUAUCAUGCCUGCGAAGGUAUGAGAACACAUUUGUUGCAACGGAUCUUGUACCUGAAGUCUUGACAACUGCAGUCCAACGUGUUUUAGCCCUACUCACCUCUAAUGGCAGGGUUUCUGGUUCAGCAGCCUUGACUUAUUCCCGGUAUUUGUUGAAGAAAUAUGGAAAUGUGCCAAGUGUUUUAGAAUGGGAGAAGAAUUCCAAGUCAACAUAUGAUAAAAGGCUUCUUUCUGAGCUUGAACCCAGUCGAUCACUAGAUGGAGAGUCUGGAUUUCCACUUGGUGUUCCAGCAGGAGUUGAAGAUCUUGAUGAUUUUCUCCGUCAAAAGAUAAGUGGUAACCGGAUAACCAGAGCUGGUAUGAGCAUGAGAGAUCUAGUGCAAAGGCAGAUUGAAGAAGCUUUUCACUAUUUCUUUGGUAAAGAGAGAAAGGUCUUUGGUGCUGGUAUACAAAAAAGCUCUGGACAUGAAAAAUCUGAUGAUGGGUACCAAAUAGCUCAACAAAUAACUAUGGGAUUGAUGGAAUGCAUUCGGCAGACUGGUGGUGCUGCUCAAGAAGGUGACCCUUCUUUGGUGUCUUCUGCUGUUGCUGCCAUAGUCAAUAAUGUCGGACCAACUAUUGCAAAAAUGCCUGAUUUUUCAGUGACCACAAAUUAUUCAAACGCUUCAUCUGCUACUACUUCAUUAAAUGUUGCUAGGCGUAUUCUGCGCAUUCAUAUAAGCUGCCUAUACCUUCUCAAGGAAGCUUUUGGAGAGCGUCAGAGUCGGGUUUUUGAGAUAGCUCUUGCAACAGAGGCCUCUUCUGCUCUUGCUACAGCCUUUGCUCCAGGAAAGGCUUCUCGAAGUCAGUUUCAAAUGUCUCCAGAUGAUUCCAAUGCAAAUGUUCCAAAUGAGAUGUUGAACAAUUCUGGAAGACCUGGAAGAGUCACAAAAAGUGCUGCUGCCAUAUCUGCUCUCAUUGUUGGGGCUGUUAUUCAUGGUGUUACAAGCUUGGAGAGAAUGGUAACUGUCUUGAAACUAAAGGAAGGGCUGGAUGUAAUUCAAUUUAUAAGGAGCACAAAAUCUACUUCAAAUGGCAAUGCUCGUAUGGUUCCGGCUCUUAAGGUGGAUAACUCUAUUGAAAUCUAUGUCCAUUGGUUUAGGCUACUCAUUGGGAAUUGCAGAACUGUAUCUGAUGGUUUAGUUGUGGAGCUCUUGGGUGAACCAUCUAUAGUUGCUCUUUCAAGGAUGCAGCGAAUGCUCCCUCUUAGCUUGGUCUUUCCACCUGCCUAUUCUAUAUUUGCCUUUGUUAUAUGGAGGCAAAUUAUUCUUAGCAAAGAACUUGCAAACCGCGAAGACAUCAAUCAAUUAUAUCAAUCUUUAAUAAUGGCCAUUGGUGAUGCCAUUAAGCACCUUCCUUUUCGGGAUGUGUGUCUGAGAGACAGUCAAGGCUUUUAUGAUCUUGUAGCUGCGGAUGUUAGUGAUGCUGAUGUUGCUUCCAUGUUAAAUGCUUUGGAUAUGCAUUCCAAAUCUGCAGCAUUUGUUCCUCUCCGAGGAAGGCUGUUUUUAAAUGCGAUCAUUGAUUGUAAAAUGCCAGAGUCUUUAUGCACACAGGAUGACAGCAAUCGACUUUUUGGACUUGGGGGAUCCAAAGUUCAACAUGCAGAAAGUGAAUUAAAGCUUCUUGAUAAGCUUGUGAAUGUGCUGGAUACUCUACAGCCUGCGAAAUUCCAUUGGCAGUGGGUUGAACUCCGGUUGCUUUUGAAUGAACAAGCCCUUGUUGAAAAGCUCGAGACCCAUGAUAUGUCCCUAGCAGAUGCUAUCCGUUCUUCAUCACCUGGUCCUGAAAAGGCUGCAGCUUCUGAAAAUGAGAACAAUUUCAUUGUCAUCAUUCUCACAAGGUUGUUGGUCAGACCUGAUGCUGCAUCCCUUUUCUCAGAACUGGUUCAUCUUUUCGGGAGGUCACUAGAAGAUUCAAUGUUGCUGCAAGCUAAAUGGUUUUUGGGAGGACAGGAUGUUCUUUUUGGACGCAAAACUAUUAGACAACGCCUUACUAUUAUUGCAGAGAGUAAAAAUCUUUCAACUAAGGCACAAUUUUGGAAGCCAUGGGGCUGGUGUAGGUCAGGCUUGGAUCCUGUGACAAAUAGAGGAGAGAGGAAGAAGUUUGAGGUCACCUCCCUUGAAGAGGGGGAGGUUGUUGAAGAUGGUACAGAUACUAAAAGGUCUGGAAAAGUGUCCCCCCAAAUGCUUGAAUCUGAAGGCUUCAACAUUAGCCAGCAGUACAUGACUGAAAGGGCUCUCAUUGAACUAGUCCUUCCUUGCAUAGAUCAAGGUUCAGAUGAGUCACGCAAUACUUUUGCAAGUGAUUUGAUCAAGCAGUUGAAUAAUAUUGAGCUACUGAUAGCUGCUCGUGGUGCAAGUAAGCAGACAGGAUCAGCCUCAUCUGGACUGGAAGGUCCUGUGAAUAAGGGUAAUAGCCGCAAAGUUAUAAGGGGUGGCAGUCCUGGAAUGAAUAGACGGACUACAGGAGCUGCAGAUUCUACUCUGCCAUCGCCAGCUGUAUUGCGAACUUCUAUGUUACUGCGAUUGCAAUUAUUGCUGAGAUUGCUUCCUGUCAUAUGCACAGAUGGGGAGCCAUCUGGCCGGAACAUGAGGCAUAUGCUUGCAUGUGUAAUAUUGCGUCUCCUUGGCAAUCGGGUUGUGCAUGAGGAUGCAGACUUAUCCUUCUAUCCCAUGAAAAGCUCUCAAUCCAAGGUGGAAGUGGAGUCAACACUGGAAGUUGCUUCUACGGAUUCGCCUGGUGAAAGUCUGUUUGAUCGGCUACUGUUGGUCCUCCAUGGAUUGUUAAGUAGUAGCCAGCCAAGUUGGUUGAAGUCAAGGUCUGCCUCCAAGUUAAUGAAUGAAUUUUCCAAAGACUCUUCUGGAAUUGAUCGUGAGUUGGUGGAGACUUUACAGAAUGACUUAGAUCGCAUGCAGCUGCCUGGCUCAAUUCGGUGGCGCAUCCAAGCUGCAAUGCCAGUUCUUCUUCCUUCUGCUCGAUGGUCUAUCUCUUGCCAACUACCAACUGUUCCCAUUGCUGCUGUUGCUUCACUACAACCUAGUAUCACAAUUUCUGGACUUUAUGCUGGAAUGCCACCACAGAAAAAUCCUCUUCCUUUGGCACGAACAACAAAUGUUCCAGGGAGGUCCAAAUCAUUGCCACUGCAACAGGAUAAUGAUAUGGAAAUUGACCCAUGGACACUCUUGGAAGAUGGUACUGGAUCAGGCCCAUCAUCAAGUAACGCUGCUGUGGUUAGCGGUGGUGACCAUGCUAAUCUUCGAGCUUCUGCAUGGCUUAAAGGGGCUGUAAGGGUCAGACGGACAGAUCUCACGUACAUUGGUGCUGUUGAUGACGACAACUGAUUUUAGUUAACUUCCAUUAUUGAUUUGGUCUGGAGUGGACAAUCCCCUCAACAGGGUAAGUAAAUGCUUUGUUAAUGACCUGUGAUUAGCAUCAAGGUUCCACCUUGUUCUCGUCACCGAUGAUGAAGGAAGCUGUUGGAAGGGGCAUUCUUAGGGGGGCAUGCAGUUCUUGCAGAGGUUCUGAAACAAAGAUGCUGUUACACAGCCUGCCCUGCCAGGUCUCGGGUCCAAUUGACUACUAACUUUUGAUCAUAGCCCCAUCUGGACUGCGCAUAACAGGUGCAGUUCGGAGGCUGCUUGUAUAUAUAGAGAUAAAUAUUUCUUUUUUCUUUUUUCUUUUUUUAAAUUUUACCAAUUCAUUAGGAUAAAAUAUCUCAAGAAUGAUUUGUAGUUGUUUCAUGAGCAUCAAUUUAUUGUUGCAUCCCCACUCUCUGGUUCGUUGGUGUGGGAGUAUGUUUGCGGGCGCCCAUGGAGACAUUUUAAAUGCACGAAUUUCUGGUUGUCGCCUGGGAUAUGUGGUCCGUUUCUUUAUUAUUCCUCCCCAGGAGGCUCCGGUGUCUCAUCUGAUCUCCAAAUAGUCCAAGUUUAAGCCGUGGGGCUUGGUAUUGGUUCAUUUCUGUAACCUAGUAGGACUUGGACUAUGGUUCGAUGAAUUUAACUGAAUUAUAAUUUGUAAUAGGAGGAUAAUGUUGAUUAAUAUAAUGCAUGACCACUUUUUUCUUUU